AUGAUCGGCACAGAGGCCGGGAUGGCAGUGCUCCCCCCUGCCAUCACCAAGAACAUCGCCGAUAAGUUCUAUGAUCGUCGUAAAGUCGCGGCGCUGGAGGUGGAGCAGAUGGUCCGGGCCCAGACCGUGGCUGGGGACAGGGAGGGGAUUGCUGACCUGCUGGACACGCUGGCCAUCAACUAUGCGCUCUCUGCCAAGGCCAAUGCGCGCAAGGGCGGCCUGCUGUGCCUCGCCGCCUCGGCGGUGGGCAUGGCCUCCGCCCCCGGCGCGCACGGCGAGGUGGUGGCGGAGGCCAUGAUGCCACGCCUGGUCCCGCCCAUCCUCUCCUCCUUCACCGACCCCGACGCGCGUGUGCGGUAUUACGCACUGGAGGCGCUGUACAACGUGGCCAAGUCCACGCGCGCCGCUUUCUUAGCCGCCUUCCCCGACGUGUUCGACGCGCUCUUUCGCGUCUGCGCCGACGCCGACGCGGGGGUGCAGAACGCGGCGGCCUUCCUGAACAACCUAGUCAAAGACAUCGUGGCCGAGGCGGAGCAGUGGCGGCUUGAGCCCUUUGUGCCGCAGCUGGCGGCCUGCCUGGGGGUGGAAGACCCGCACAAGCGCCAGUUCCUGCUGGGGUGGGUGGGCCUGCUGGACAGCCUGCCUGGGCGCGACCUGGGGCGCCACCUCCCCGACCUCCUCCCCGGCCUGCUGGGCAUGCUGGGCGAUCCCACCCCCGAGAUUGCGCACGCCGCCUCCCGCGUCUUUGCCGAGCUGGAGGCCGACGAGCUGGGCGGCGGCGGCGGCGGUCGCGGCGCCGCGCGGCGCAGGCCCGAGGUCGAUGCGGGAGUGGCGGCCGUCAUGGCCGCCGCGCUGACGCGGGCCUGCGCCGGCGAGCAGGCCGGCAGCGGCGGCGCCGGCCUGCUGCUGGGCGCGCCGCUGCGCGCCGCGUCGGCCUCCAGCGGCACCCUGGUUUCGCUCACCGCUCUGCGCUGGCUGCACGGCCUCCUGCUGCGAGAGCGCGCGUCGCUCGCCGCAGCUGCGGCGGCUGAGGACGGUACCGGCCCCAAUGGCGCGGCCUCACCCGGGCGGCCGCCGGCGCAGCACCCCCUGCACCAGCAGUACCCGGUCAUUCUGGAGGCGGUCCUGCUCAGCCUGGGCAGCGCCAACCCCGAGAUCCUGGCGGCCGCCCGCGCGCUGAACCAGCUGCUGCUGGAGGCGGUGGGGCGGGAGACGCCGGCCGCUCCGACGCGCACGAGGAGGCGCGGCGCGUCGUCCAGCUCCGAGGCGGUCAAGCUUGCGGCGCUGCAGUGGCUCCCCGCCCUCCUCCGCCGCUCCUUCCACGAGGUGUUUGGUGCGCUGCCCGCCCUCCUCCGCGCGCUGGUGGAGAGCCUGGGCGCCAGCUCGGCGGCCGUGGCGGUGCAGGCGCUGGCGGUGCUGGGCGACGUGGCACUGCGCCCAGGGCACAGCCACGACGUGCUGGCGGGCGUGGCCGACGCCUUCCGCGGGCCGGCGGGGGCCAAGCUGCUGCAGCGCCGCGGCGUGCUCAUUGUGCAGACCCUGGCAGAGCGCCUGGGGGGCUUGCAGGUCCUGCUCAAGCUCAGCAGCCUGGCGGCUGAGGAUCCGGACCCCGCUUUUGGCGCCGCGCUGGUGCAGGCGCUCAACCUGCUGCUCCUGGUCAACCCCAGCCUUGCGGGAGUGCGCGCGCUGCUGGCCCAGGCGCUGUAUGACCCGGAGGCCGCCUCUGUCUUCUCCUCCCUGCUCCGCGCCUGGUCCCGCAGCUGCGCCGCCUGCCUGUCCCUGGCCUUCCUCGCCCAGGCAAGCGAGGAAGUGGCCUACGGCCUGGCCUGCAGCAUGCUGGAGGUCCUGGCCGCCCCCGCGGUGGCCCUGCGCCUGGAGACCAUGGUGGAGGCCUGCCAGCUGGUGUCCCUGCUCGAGUCGCCGGCCUUUGCGGGGCUGCGCCUGCGCCUGCUGGCCCCUGCCCAGCACCCCGCCCUCCUCCACGCGGACGCCCUGCUCGCGUUCUUCAGGGAGGUGCAGCAGGAGCUGGCGGCCGCGGCGCCCCAGCCCCUGCUCUCCCCGCGGGCCAGGGAUGCUUGGUGA
This is a messenger RNA of Auxenochlorella protothecoides, 2082 nucleotides long. RefSeq names its product VAC14-like protein. The transcript has 8 exons. Gene Ontology annotation, biological process: phosphatidylinositol biosynthetic process; positive regulation of kinase activity. The coding region runs from base 1 to 2082 and encodes 693 amino acids. NCBI's taxonomy places the organism in Eukaryota, Viridiplantae, Chlorophyta, Trebouxiophyceae, Chlorellales, Chlorellaceae. Gene Ontology annotation, cellular component: endosome membrane; PAS complex. The record is from RefSeq and is a predicted model, not a curated record.